Cheilinus undulatus (humphead wrasse) is the source of this 1140-nucleotide messenger RNA. RefSeq names its product membrane magnesium transporter 1 (gene mmgt1). The transcript is spliced from 4 exons. Gene Ontology annotation, cellular component: early endosome; plasma membrane; Golgi apparatus. The record is from RefSeq and is a predicted model, not a curated record. The coding region runs from base 52 to 444 and encodes 130 amino acids. NCBI's taxonomy places the organism in Eukaryota, Metazoa, Chordata, Actinopteri, Labriformes, Labridae.
UGUUUACGACAUUGCUUUACGACACUGCAUCCCGUCUUCUCUGACAUCAAGAUGGCCUCGUCUUUCUGGAAAGGUGUUGUUGGCAUCGGACUUUUUGCCUUAGCUCAUGCAGCUUUUUCAGCGGCACAGCAUCGUUCAUAUAUGCGACUGACAGAGAAGGAAAAUGAGACACUACCAAUUGAUAUUGUAUUACAGACUUUAUUGUCGUUUGUGAUGACCUGUUAUGGCAUUGUCCACAUUGCUGGAGAGUUCAAAGACAUGGACGCCUCCUCGGAACUGAAAAACAAAACAUUUGAUACGCUGAGGAACCACCCUUCCUUUUACCUAUUCAAUCACCGGGGACGGGUGCUUUUCCACACACCAUUGGAGGAGCCCUCCUCUGUACGCAACCAGCAAGCUCUUCCCAACCCCAUUCGACUACGUAAGCUGGAGCAUUUGCACUGAGACUGGCCUUUCCUGCCCGCAACUUUAUCGUCAGAUAAGAGUUGUUUUUGUUAGACAGCUGGGAUGAAGUGAAAAUUCACCUUUCUCUACUUUAAUUUGUAUUUGUAAAUAAACUAAUAUGUUGUCCAUGCAUCUCUGUCCAUAAAAGUGGUCACCACCAUAUUCAACACUGACUGUGCCAACCCUUCAAUUUUUCAAGCAGACUUGUUUGUAUAUACAGUAUGUUCUCGCUUUGGAGUCUUAAGAUUCAAAGCCAUCUUCACUUAUUGUCCCGCCUGAACUGAUGCAGGACAUUGCUUUCCUUUGUAGAUCCUAUGUAUGAGGGGCAUAAAAAUGUCUGUACUCUGUUUCAUUUCCACCACACAAAAGUCUUCAGCAACACUCUGGGCAAACUUCUGUCAACUGAAACAAGAUUUGUCAGAUGAUUGAGGACAUUUAUUGUGUUGAUUUAUUUCUAGAAGAAGACAGGCUCCUUUGUACAUCCUGUGUACACUGAAGAGGUUUGGUUUAUACCACAGGAAGUCUGCUUAAGGUGAGAUGUGACAACAGAAACCAUUAGGUUGUCACUCAGAUGAUACUGUGAACAUAAAAUUGACUAGAAAGUGCUGGUACAUUCAUCUGGGUGACUUUUGUUUUUCUCUUUUUUGUUAAGAUUAAAAUGAUGUUUUUAAUUUAAUAAAAAGUGUACUGAUUUUA